UCUAUAAUAUGUAGAUAGCAACAGCAAUAGCUUUUCAAGAAUCAGAAGCUAAACUCUCUCUUCUGAACAGAAGAGGCUCCAGCUUCCCAAAAACUGGAAAGAGAAUUUUAAGGUUCAAAAUGGGGCCUUUUGCAUUAGCUUUGGAUACAAAGAAUUCUUUUGCGGCCUCCUCUUCUGCUACAGAUGCAUCUGGUAGAAAAAUGGAUAACCUUCAGAUGGUACCAAAAAAGUUCUUCGCAUCAAUCAACAAUGGAGAAGAGAAACCAUUUGAUUUCCUACGGAUACUAUUUGAGGGUGUGAUAGCAGGAGGGACCGCCGGUGUUGUUGUUGAAACAGCUUUAUAUCCCAUUGAUACAAUAAAGACAAGGCUGCAGGUAGCUCGUGGUGGAGGACAAAUAGUGUUGAAAGGAUUGUAUUCCGGGCUUGCUGGAAAUCUUGCUGGAGUCCUACCGGCUUCUGCUAUUUUUGUUGGUGUAUAUGAACCGGCAAAGCAGAAGCUAUUGAAGAUGUUUCCUGAAAAUCUUAGUGCUGUGGCCCAUCUUACUGCUGGUGCUUUAGGAGGCAUUGCUGCUUCCUUCAUUCGUGUUCCAACUGAGGUCAUUAAGCAGCGGAUGCAAACUAGGCAAUUUGCUUCGGCUCCUGAUGCUGUUCGCUUAAUUGUUUCAAAAGAAGGUUUUAAAGGUCUUUAUGCGGGAUAUGGGUCAUUUCUACUUCGAGAUUUGCCAUUUGACGCGAUCCAGUUCUGUAUCUAUGAGCAGCUGCGGAUAGGUUAUAAGCUGGCAGCAAAAAGGGAAUUGAAUGAUCCAGAGAAUGCAGUUAUCGGUGCUUUUGCUGGUGCUCUAACUGGAGCUAUAACUACUCCUCUUGAUGUCAUUAAGACAAGAUUAAUGACUCAGGGUUCGGCCAAUCAAUACAAAGGCAUUGUUGAUUGUGUAAAGACUAUUGUUGCAGAAGAAGGGCCUCCAGCACUUUUAAAGGGCAUUGGGCCAAGAGUGCUUUGGAUAGGCAUUGGAGGAUCAAUAUUCUUUGGUGUUCUUGAGAGAACAAAGCGAUACCUUGCACAAAAUCGUCCUGAUAAUGCAACCUCAAAGAAGGAUUAGUUUCUAUGCUUUUCUUGCCCUAGCUGCAUGGUAUGGUUAAAUUGAAUUUAGUUACUAUUCAGUAUUGCCGCCAUUUGCAGAAAGUCUGACUAAGCUAGAAAGUAAGUAUCCAUAGAGGUAAAGAGAGAAGCUAUCCUUGGAUUAAUGUACAAAUAGAAAAAGAGAAGUAGCAUCUCUGGUGAUAAAGUUUCAUAUUGCAGCUUUUGCUUUCUCCUGUUAGAAAGUCUCUGACCAAGGGAAUUUUGGAUGAUGGAAGAGUUCAUUUAUUUCUUCAAGUCACAGUGUGUUUAUUCUCAUGCAUAUCAAUAAAACAAGUCAAUUAUUCUUCUCUUA
Messenger RNA from Solanum dulcamara, 1433 nucleotides. Its product is annotated as S-adenosylmethionine carrier 1, chloroplastic/mitochondrial. Gene Ontology annotation, molecular function: S-adenosyl-L-methionine transmembrane transporter activity. The transcript has 13 exons. Gene Ontology annotation, biological process: transmembrane transport. The record is from RefSeq and is a predicted model, not a curated record. The coding region runs from base 120 to 1100 and encodes 326 amino acids. NCBI's taxonomy places the organism in Eukaryota, Viridiplantae, Streptophyta, Magnoliopsida, Solanales, Solanaceae. Gene Ontology annotation, cellular component: mitochondrial inner membrane.